Molecule: messenger RNA, 1170 nt
Organism: Clarias gariepinus (North African catfish)
Lineage: Eukaryota; Metazoa; Chordata; Actinopteri; Siluriformes; Clariidae
Gene: utp11
Product: UTP11 small subunit processome component
Exons: 8
Coding region: 88-846 (252 amino acids)
Biological process (GO): rRNA processing
Cellular component (GO): small-subunit processome; nucleolus
Source: RefSeq, a predicted model, not a curated record
GGAAGACACACGUGUGUUGAUACAGCUACAGUUCCUUUAGCUAAGCGUGUGAGACGGGUGUACGGUGGUGUAUUAACCCUAACAGACAUGUCUUCGUUUAGAAAAGCUUUGAAAUCCAAACAGCGGGAUCACAAAGAGCGAUCUCAGCCUGGAUUGAGGAAACAUUUAGGACUCUUGGAGAAGAAGAAGGACUACAAACUCCGAGCAGAUGACUACCAUCGCAAACAGAAAACCCUUAAUGCCUUGCGCAAAAAGGUGCUGGACAAGAACCCAGAUGAAUUCUACUACAAGAUGAUUAACACUCAGUUAAAGGAUGGAGAGCAUGUGAUUAAACAGAAAUCGGAUAAGAUAACCGAGGAACAGAAGAAAGUCAUGAGAACUCAGGACAUUGGAUAUGUGGAAAUGAAGAGGGUGGCUGAGUCUAAGAAAAUUGAAAGAUUAAAGUCUGAACUGCAUUUUCUGGAUGCCGAAAGUGAACAGAAAAACUCGCAUGUCUUUUUUGUGGACACCAAAAAGGAAGUGAUUGAUUUUAACCUGGCCACACACCUAAACACCGUGCCUGAGCUAAUCAACAGAGCUUAUAACAGACCUACACUGGACACGUUGGUGAAGAAGAGCAUUCAGGGGGCUGUGAUCCCAAAGACUAUAAAAAAACUGGCCAAACAGCGAAAGGUUCAGUAUGAAGAACUGUCCCAGCGUAUCGACAGAGAGAAAAAAAUGUUUACCAUCAGUCAGAAGAUCCAGACCCGCAAAGAUCUUCAGGACAAGAACAAGAAAGUAAAAGUGAGGAAUGAGACAUCCACUGCUCCUGCCAUCUACAAAUUUGAGGCCAAAAGGAAAAGAUAACACACGCAUCCCGCACCAGUGAAGAUGUAUUAUUUCAAGGAGAGACAUUCACAUGCUUAAAACAACACACAGCUGAGCUUGAGCUCAAACCAAUGAGUUAAUAUGUAUCAUUUUAAUCUACUGCAUGUAGGAAUAUUGUACAUAUUGGGCUUUCUUGAUCGAUUGGGAAAGUCACAUUGCAGCUCACUGGAUUCACGGGCCACAUACAAUUUGGUUGUAACCUUUAUUUUGGAAAAGCUGCUGUUUUGUAAUGUUUGUAUAUAUCUAGGAUAAUGGAGCUCGUUAUGAUUGUGGUUUGUACUGAAAUAAAACCUUGUGUAAUAA